Linum trigynum is the source of this 1542-nucleotide messenger RNA. The record is from the annotation of a GenBank genome assembly. NCBI's taxonomy places the organism in Eukaryota, Viridiplantae, Streptophyta, Magnoliopsida, Malpighiales, Linaceae.
AUGGCGGCAAAAUCAAAAACCUUCCCGCCGGUGGAGGACUGCCCAUCCAUCGGCAGAGAGAACGACACCGUAGUAGCUGACAUGGAUGGAACCCUCCUCUGCGGCCGCAGCUCCUUCCCGUACUUCGCCCUCAUCGCCUUCGAAGUCGGCGGCGUCCUCCGCCUCCUCUUCCUCCUCCUCGCCUCCCCAUUCGCCGCCGCCCUCUACUACUUGAUCUCCGAGUCUGCCGGGAUUCAGGUGCUGAUCUUCGCGGCCUUCGCCGGGGCCCGCGUGGCGGACAUCGAGUCGGUGGCGCGGGCCGUGCUGCCGAAGUUCUACUCGGGGGACCUGCACCCGGACACGUGGCGGGUGUUCUCGUCGUGCGGGAGGCGGUGGGUGCUGACGGCGAACCCGAGGAUCAUGGUGGAGCCGUUUCUCAAGGAGUUUUUGGGGGCGGAUGUGGUGAUGGGGACGGAGGUUGGGGCGGUGAGAGGGCGGGCGACGGGGUUUGUGAAAGGGCCGGCGGGGGUUCUUGUUGGGGUGAAUAAGGCGGAUGCGUUGAUGGCGGCGGUUGGUGGAGGAGGGGCGGUGCCGGAGAUUGGGCUCGGUGACCGGAAAACUGACCAUCCUUUCAUGCAGCUUUGCAAGGAAGGAUACAUAGUUCCACCAAAGUCAGAAGUCAAACCGGUCCCCGUUGACAAACUACCAAAGCCCAUCGUCUUCCACGACGGCCGGCUGGUCCAAAAGCCCACUCCCUUAGCCGCGCUCUUCAUCGUCUUAUGGAUCCCCGUCGGCUUCCUCCUGGCCUGCGUUCGCAUCGCCGCCGGCUCGCUCCUCCCCAUGCCCCUCGUCUACCACGCCUUCUGGGCCCUCGGCGUCCGCGUCCACGUCAAGGGCAGCCCGCCGCCGUCCGCGAAAUCCGGCGAACAGACGGGAGUCCUGUUUAUUUGCUCCCACCGCACUUUGCUCGACCCGAUCUUCCUCUCCACCGCCCUCCGCCGCCCCAUCCCCGCGGUGACCUACUCCCUGUCGCGCCUCUCCGAGUUGAUCUCCCCCAUCAAGACCGUCCGGCUCAGCCGGGACAGAGCCGCCGACGCCGGCAUGAUCAAGAAGCUUCUGGAAGACGGGGACCUCGUCAUUUGCCCCGAGGGGACCACAUGCAGGGAGCCAUUCCUGCUGAGGUUCUCGGCACUGUUCGCGGAGCUUACCGACGAGCUGGUUCCGGUGGCGAUGUCGAACCGGAUGAGCAUGUUCCACGGAACCACGGCUCGAGGGUGGAAAGGGAUGGACCCCUUCUACUUCUUCAUGAACCCUAGCCCGGUGUACGAGGUGAGGUUCCUCAACAAGCUGCCCUACGAUUUGACAUGCGGCGCCGGCGGUAAGUCGAGCCAUGAGGUGGCGAAUUACAUCCAGAGGACGAUCGCCGCUACAUUGUCGUACGAGUGCACCAGCUUCACCAGAAAAGAUAAGUACAGGGCGCUCGCUGGGAACGACGGCAUCGUGGGGGAUCAUAAGAAGGUGGCUAAUGGCAACAUGUCGCCAUUUAAGGUCAUGGGGUGUUAA